UAGCUCUGCAGCUUCAAGGUCUCAUUAAUGGAGGUUUCUAACUCUUGUUCUUCAUUUUCUUCAUCCUCUGUCGACAGUACUAAACCUUCUCCUUCUGAGUCUUCCGUUAAUCUCUCCCUUAGCCUCACUUUUCCUUCUACUUCUCCACAAAGAGAAGCAAGACAAGAUUGGCCACCGAUAAAGUCUCGAUUAAGAGAUACACUAAAGGGUCGUCGUCUUAUUCGUCGUGGUAAUGACACUUCUCUCUUUGUUAAGGUUUAUAUGGAAGGUGUUCCCAUUGGAAGAAAACUCGACCUUUGCGCAUUCUCAGGCUACGAGAGUCUAUUAGAAAACCUUUCUCACAUGUUCGAUACUUCAAUCAUCUGCGGUAACCGAGAUAGAAAACAUCAUGUUUUGACAUAUGAAGACAAAGAUGGAGAUUGGAUGAUGGUCGGAGAUAUUCCAUGGGAUAUGUUUCUUGAAACCGUGAGAAGACUAAAGAUCACGAGACCGGAGAGGAUGAAGGGUUUAGUGUCUACUGGUUGGAAAGGUCCCGUCAAGUUUAGGAUGCCCACUGCUGAAAACUUGGUACCAAUUCGUUUAGACAUUCAAUUCGAGGGUCAGCGUUAUAAAGAUGCUUUCACUUGGAACCCUUCAGACCCGGAUAAUGAAGUCGUUGUCUUUGCCAAAAGAACUGUUAAAGACUUGAAACUUCCUUCAGCAUUUAUCACUCAGAUUGCCCAAUCUAUUCAGUCUCAGCUCUCAGAUUUUCGGGCAUAUGAAGGACAAGAUAUGUACACUGGUGAAAAAAUCAUACCAAUUAAGCUUGAUCUCCGAGUUAACCAUACCCUCAUCAAGGAUCAGUUCUUGUGGGACCUAAACAAUUUUGAGAGUGAUCCUGAGGAAUUCGCAAGAACCUUGUGCAAGGAUUUAGGUGUUGAAGAUCCUGAAGUUGGACCUGCUGUUGCCUUUGCAAUAAGGGAACAACUUUACGAGAUUGCAAUUCAAAGUGUGGCUUCAGCUAGGGAGAGUAGAUUAAGUAAGAAAGGCCGCAGAGGAUCUGAUCAUGGUUCAGCGAGCAAGGCAAGUGGCUUGUCGAUGGACUUAAUGAAGUUAUUCAGCUUUAAGUCCAGUGUAGUUCGGAAAAGGAAAGACUUGGAUGUUUAUGAACCAGUUGUGGAUCUGCUAACAAGUGAGGAAGUUGAUGCGCUUGAAGCCAGGGCAGAGAGGCAUGCAAGGUAAAGAGUUUCGUUUUACAUGUAUAUUUAUUUCUUAGGGCAGGACUCAAAAAUUGAAGGAUAGUACGAACUCAAAAUAUGUUGUAUCAUGCUUCUUAACUAGAGUUUAUGAUAUUAAGACAAUCUUUUAUGAGACACUUAAUCCUCUAAAUGCAUCCGAUACCGGUGUGUAUGAGUGCCCUGGCCUAAGUCUG
Molecule: messenger RNA, 1411 nt
Organism: Arabidopsis arenosa
Lineage: Eukaryota; Viridiplantae; Streptophyta; Magnoliopsida; Brassicales; Brassicaceae
Source: the annotation of a GenBank genome assembly